AAAACAACCCAAUGAUAAGCCACAUGGUGUGUUUUUGAGUGUGUUCCCUCUCCUCCGCUCUCUUUCUUCCCGGCGACGAUGUUUGCGGCGAGAGUAUUAAGAGCUUCCAUUAAACCUUUGCUCCAAGGAAGACACAGCUCCUCUCUAAUCCGAAACCGUGAAGUUGUAUCGAUUUCUAGGCGGGUUGUACUUGAUGAUGAUAGAUUCAACAGUGGGGAUGGCUUGCGAUUUACUGGAAACCGAGAAAGAACUAAACUUUUCAACCGGGAAGUUCAUAGUAGUUCCACACAGUGUUAUUCCUCGGAAUCUGAUGUAGGUGUGAAAACUCACACGACUAUGGAUGAUCUUUUCUCAGAGCUGGGUUCUGUGCAGAAAGACAUGGACCAUAAUGUGGUUAUAAAGCUGUUAACUAAGAAGCCUGAGACUUCUCAAGUUGAGAAACCAGAGCUUUCUCAGAAGACUAAAGGCAAGAAGAAGAUUAAUAAGAAGAAGAAACAAGGUUCUGAUUCUGUUUCCAAGUUUAAGUUGUUGACAGAAAAGCCUGAAGCCUCUUGGAAGAGUAAUGGCAAGAGCAAGGCAGAAACACAUGCUUCUUCGCCAGCAACAAGUGUUACGGAUACAUUCUCCAAGCCAACCGAGUCACUGUUUCCAAUUCCAGAUCACGAAUCCAAGGCUCAAAGCAUAAUCAGUCCUGGUUCCGAGGCCAAAAAUGAAACUGUCUCCAAUGUUUCUUCUACCUCUGAUACACUUUCAAACCAUCCCACUUCGGUACUGGUUAUAAGGAUUAGUAAUCUGAACUCGAAAACGACUGAUUCAGAGAUACACUCAAGGUGCUUGUCUAUUGGCUCUCUCGAGGGGCUUGCUAGAGUUAGCGAGGACAGUGUUGACGUUUCCUUUCGAGCUACAAACAUGAACGAGGCAAAUUCAAUACUGAAAAAGCUAAACAAAGCAACCGUAGAUCAUUCUCAAUGGACGGCUGAGAUUGUACCAGAAGCUGAAGAAGCUUCUAUAGAUCAAAUGGGUGUGAAGAUCGGUAGUUCUUUCGAAGAUAUGAAGAAUCAACUAAUAAUGCGACAGAUUCUUGUGAAAGACUUGGAAACGUUGGUUCACACGGUAGUACAUCUGGAGAAUCAUCCAAUGGAUCGAGAAGGAAACUAAAGCUUUGCAAUGUUCUCAAAGAAGCCUGAUGGCGCUUUUGCGUAUUUGUCGAGUCUGUAGUUCCCUUGAUAAUCAAAUUGAUUUUGGGUUAGUGUGAUAAAAUUUUAAAGUUAGGGACUGUAACGAAACUAUCACAAAUUACAGGAUGGAAUGAAGUUUUUGAAGCC
This is a messenger RNA of Raphanus sativus (radish), 1325 nucleotides long. RefSeq lists its product as uncharacterized. The transcript has 7 exons. Lineage: Eukaryota; Viridiplantae; Streptophyta; Magnoliopsida; Brassicales; Brassicaceae. The record is from RefSeq and is a predicted model, not a curated record. The coding region runs from base 79 to 1158 and encodes 359 amino acids.